This is a messenger RNA of Penicillium macrosclerotiorum, 2652 nucleotides long. Its product is annotated as putative C6 transcription factor Prf. The coding region runs from base 1 to 2652 and encodes 883 amino acids. The transcript is spliced from 6 exons. Gene Ontology annotation, cellular component: nucleus. Gene Ontology annotation, molecular function: DNA binding; zinc ion binding; DNA-binding transcription factor activity, RNA polymerase II-specific. NCBI's taxonomy places the organism in Eukaryota, Fungi, Ascomycota, Eurotiomycetes, Eurotiales, Aspergillaceae. The record is from RefSeq and is a predicted model, not a curated record. Gene Ontology annotation, biological process: regulation of DNA-templated transcription; DNA-templated transcription.
AUGGAAAACCUCCCACCCUCGGGAUUCGCACAGGAUGCUUCGCAGUACUCCAUGCUGCCAUCAUCUCUAUCAGAAUCAUCUCGCACGGAAAACAGCAACCCCGCCCAAAAUGCCGAUGCGAGCGAUAGUCACUUUGUUCCUCGCCCGAAGCGCAUCGCAUGCGUUGUCUGCCGGCGGAGGAAGCUGAGAUGCGAUGGAAACCGGCCAAGCUGCGGAACAUGCUCGCGCUUGAGUCAUGAUUGCGCUUAUGAUGAAGUGCGCAAGAAGAGUGGACCGAAGCGUGGGUAUGUGAAGCAGCUGGAAGCGCGACUAGCUCAAGUCGAGACACUUCUCAAAGGUCAAGAAUCCGAUAAUGCACAACGAACAUCCCCGCCUCAGCCGCCGGAAAAUGCGUUCACAGGAUCCAUGCACGAUGACUCCCUGCUGUCUUUGCACGACAUCUCUUCCCUGGGGAACGACAUCAGCGCCUCAGUGCCUGCAACUUCAAAUGGACUUGGUACGUCGCAGCUGGGCCAUCCUGUGUUCGAGGGAGUUUCAGGCAUCCCCAGCGACCCGCAGUGGGAUUUGAUCAGCCUGGGCUUGGAAGAGCCUCUACCAGCCCAGGAUGUGAUAGAGGAACUAGACAACAUAUUCUUUGAAAAGAUCUGCCCGAUGCUGCCAAUAAUCCAUCGCCCCCGAUACUAUUCCGCUCUGAACCUCGCCCCUCACAUGCGGCCUCCCAUAUGUCUACGAUACAUGAUGUGGUCCCAUGCUGCUUCCGUUACCGACAAAUACUUCUUUCUACACCACCACUUCUAUCAGCGAUCCCGCAAAUACGCUGAGAUGGACGAGAUGAAAGGAUUCGGAGAGGGGGUGGUCAGCCUGGCACAUUGCCAGACUUGGAUCCUCAUUGGUACCUAUGAAUUUCGCAUGAUUUACUUCCCGCGGGCUUGGUUGAGCGUUGGUAAAGCGACCAGGCUGGCGCUAAUGAUGGGGCUGCAUCGAUUGGACGGUGCCGGUCUAGAUGUCAAGCAGUCUAUACUUCCACCCAAAGAUUGGACUGAGCGAGAAGAACGUCGGCGCGUUUUCUGGAUGGCAUUCUGCACGGACCGCUAUGCGAGCAUUGGGACUGGCUGGCCAAUGGUCAUUGAUGAGAAUGAUGUAAUGACAAAUCUCCCAGCCUCCGAAGAGUCAUUCUUGAAGAGCAAGCCACAGCGUACGCUUCGUCUAUCUGAUAUUAUUGCAGGCGAAGGAGUGUCUACGUUGUCUCCAUUUGCAUGCGUUUGCGUUCUGUCGAACCUAUUUGGUCGGAAUCUCGUCCACAUCCACCGACCACACCCAAAUGAUAACGAUAAUGACCUUAAUGGCGAGUUCUGGAAACGGCAUCGAAGCCAUGAUAAUAUACUCCUUCAUAUUGCGCUUUCUUUGCCUGACCACCUGCGACUUCCGAGCGGGAUGGAUGAUGUCAAUGUUAUCUUUGCCAACAUGAGCAUUCAUACCUCGACCAUUUGUCUCCACCAAGCCGCAAUAUUCAAGGCUGAAAAGAACAAGAUGCCAAACCAAAUUAUCAUCGAGAGUAAACGGCGAUGUCUCGUGGCAGCAAACCAGAUCUCAAGUAUCAUGAAAAUGGUUAGCCAUAUGGAUCUGUCAAUCUUGAAUCCUUUCAUGUCAUUUUGCCUCUACAUCUCAGCACGGGUGUUUGUACAGUACCUUAAAUCUCGACCUGAUGACUCCACGGUCUAUUCCUCGUUACAAUUUGUUGUCUCGGCUUUGAAUGCUAUGAAAUCCAAGAAUCCUCUGACGGAAUCUUUCCUCGUUCAGCUAGACGUCGAUCUUGAAGGAACUGGGAUACAUGCGCUUUCUAGCUCAAAGAGCGGCACUAGUCAUGUUAUGCAGGCGAUGCAAACAUAUUGUGCUGAAAAAAUGGAGUGCACUCCCUUGUACACUGUUCGUGAAAAUCAAUCUGCAGACUCGAAUAAUGAGGCUCCUCGAAACAACACGAAUAUGAGAGGCUCUGGAGGUCAUGCACAAUCCAGUAUGACCGCAUCACUUCCCCGCCGACAGAAGAGUUCUACGACUUUAGACCUUGAAAGUGGAGCUGGUGGUAAUGGAUCGCAAUAUCUCUUUCCCCACGGAAUACGAUCGGGGAAUGGAAACUCAGACCCAAUUGGUCAGGGCAUCACUGAUGUCGAUAUGGAGUUUUCACCAGAUUUUGGCCUUGGAGACAGGAAUCCACCCUCUGAUCACCCAACACCAUCAACUUUGAACUCGUCUUCUAAUACGUCCUACUCGAUUUCUGGGACAGACAACCCUUCUCCGGAUAAGAAGCCAAAAACAAGCUCUGCAUACCCAUCCCAGAGCUCUGCCACAUCUUUUGACAAGGUCCAUUCAGCCCAUAUUUCCCCUGCAACGGCCGAGUCGUCGCAAGUUCCCGAUAUGAGCUCAUUAUCUGGACAAGUAUAUGCGACCAGCACCGCUAGUCCCCUGGGAGCCACCGCGGCGGCAAAUGCAUUCGCUUUACCUGCUGGAUGGGAUCUGCCCACACCUAAUUCUGGCAAUCCCACCAGCAUUGAUUUUAACAAUCUGAAUGUUGAAUCCUUGAGCGAUGCUCAAUGGGCACAAAUUCUAAAUAACGGAGUUAGUAAUGGCUGGGAGAAUUGGCGCCCAUCGUGA